Molecule: messenger RNA, 919 nt
Organism: Carassius carassius (crucian carp)
Lineage: Eukaryota; Metazoa; Chordata; Actinopteri; Cypriniformes; Cyprinidae
Product: phosphatidylinositol 3,4,5-trisphosphate 3-phosphatase and dual-specificity protein phosphatase PTEN-like
Exons: 4
Biological process (GO): phosphatidylinositol 3-kinase/protein kinase B signal transduction; cell motility; negative regulation of cell population proliferation
Cellular component (GO): plasma membrane; nucleus; cell projection
Molecular function (GO): protein tyrosine phosphatase activity; phosphatidylinositol-3,4,5-trisphosphate 3-phosphatase activity
Source: RefSeq, a predicted model, not a curated record
AUGGGUACGGCCCGGCGCGAGACUUACACCUUCUCCCCCGGAUUUUCAAGGGCCGACGAGAGCUCACCGGGCGUGGGCCCCUCUCUCGGGACGAACCCAUUCCAGGGUGCCCGGCCCUUCACAAAGAAAAGAGAACUCUUCCCGGGGCCCCCGCCAGCUUCUCCGGGUUUGUUUGCGUUACCGCACUGUGCGCCUCGCGGCACCCGUUUCCGCCACUCCGGGUUCUGGGAUCUGAACCAGACUCCCUUUCGAUCGGCCGGGGGUGACGGAGGCCAUCGCCCCUCCCUUCCGAACGGCAGAAGGAAAAAAAUUUACGAAAUUGUCAGCCGAAACAAAAAUAGAUACCAGGAAGGUGGAUUCGACUUGGACUUGACCUAUAUUUAUCCGAACAUCAUAGCUAUGGGCUUUCCAGCUGAAAGACUUGAAGGUGUCUACAGAAACAACAUAGAUGAUGUAGUGCGAUUCUUGGAUUUGAAGCAUAAAAAUCAUUACAAAAUAUAUAAUCUAUGUGCAGAAAGACAUUAUGAAAGACAUUACAUAAGGUGGGCGCGAGAACCGUCUGAUCCUCCAGAUCGUAGCGCGAUCUUAAUGAGUGGGAAGCAGCUCGUUCCUCUGCAAACAAGGCGAGAGGAGAAGUACAUGUACUUUGACUUUCCACAGCCACUGCCUGUGUGCGGAGACAUCAAGGUGGAGUUCUUCCACAAGCAGAGCAAGAUGAUGAAAAAGGAUAAAAUGUUUCACUUCUGGGUGAACACCUUCUUCGUCCCAGGACCAGAUGAGAGCUCAGAGAAGGUUGAAAAUGGAGGUUUAGUGAAGGAACUGGAUGGAAAACAAACCACAGAACGGGGAGAGAAUGAUAAGGAUUAUCUAAUCCUGACUUUAGCCAAGAACAACUUGGAUUUACAAACACAUAAAUUUA